UUUUGGCCACCCUAGCUAGGGGGCUUGUUUUUGUACACAACUUUUGAUCACAUCAAAGAAUAACUUCACUCCCAAGUUAUGUUUUCCCUUCAAUACUCUUUAGUCUUAUUUCCUUCCUCCUUCACCAUAUUAAUUGCCAAAAACUUAUCUACAUUUCUCUCACAAUUACUAUAUCACAAAUCAAAGCCAACGAAAAAGAUAAAAAAAAAAAGAAGAACUUUCUAGUAGUAUUUUGUUAUUUAAUUAAGGGAUGGUGAAGGUGACAAUUAUAGGGAGGGUCAGUGAUGGGAUGCCCUUAGCACAAGGUCCAAGAUUACAUGAAGAGAAUAAUGAUGUUUUAACAACUUACAAGAAACAAGCUGAGUUCAUUCUCAAGGAAAUUUCAUUACAAGCCUUGCCAGAUAACAAGAUGACCAUUCUUGUAGAUCACCAUUGCUUCAACUACAUGGUUGAGAAUGGGAUUUGCUACCUGACCUUAUGCGAAUCGUCGUACCCAAGAAAGCUUGCCUUCCAUUAUCUACAAGAUUUGCAGCAGGAGUUUGAAAGAUUAGAUAGCAGCCUUGUUGACAGGAUUACAAAACCAUAUACCUUCAUUAAACUUGACACUAUCAUUGGCAACAUUAGGAAGCAAUAUGUGGAUACAAGAACACAGGCAAAUUUAUCUAAACUAAAUGCUCAUCGUCAAAAGGAGUUAGAUAUCGCGACAGAGGAAUUAUCACAAAUAACAGAGAGAAGGCGAAGAAUAAAAAUGAUGGAACGAAUGAUGGAGGCUCAUAUAAGUACUUCUCCUAUUUGGGAGUCUAAAAGGCUUGAGAUGAUCGCGCUGAAAUGGACACCAAUUACAAUCCUUCUUGUUGUUGCUUCUGUUCUUCUAUGGACUGGCUUAAUCCUCCAAGAUGAUUUUCGAUAAUGGUGAAGUGAACUUUGGACUUUCUAAAGCCAUAGUCAAGAAAGUGGACAUAAAAGCAACUAGCAGAUUGUUCAUAUUGUUAUUAUUGUGAUUUGAUGCCUCAUUCAUAUAUGUCCAGCAGAUCGAUCGAUCACUUCAUGCAUUGAUUCUUAAGUUGUUAACUUAUUAGACUACUUUGCACUUGUAGCACCUGUGAAAUCAAAUAAAAACUAUAUUCGUCAUUUUGUUA
Messenger RNA from Solanum lycopersicum (tomato), 1139 nucleotides. RefSeq names its product 25.3 kDa vesicle transport protein SEC22-1. Gene Ontology annotation, molecular function: SNAP receptor activity. Gene Ontology annotation, biological process: retrograde vesicle-mediated transport, Golgi to endoplasmic reticulum; endoplasmic reticulum to Golgi vesicle-mediated transport; vesicle fusion with Golgi apparatus. Lineage: Eukaryota; Viridiplantae; Streptophyta; Magnoliopsida; Solanales; Solanaceae. The record is from RefSeq and is a predicted model, not a curated record. Gene Ontology annotation, cellular component: endoplasmic reticulum membrane; Golgi membrane; endoplasmic reticulum-Golgi intermediate compartment.